Molecule: messenger RNA, 1503 nt
Organism: Sorghum bicolor (sorghum)
Lineage: Eukaryota; Viridiplantae; Streptophyta; Magnoliopsida; Poales; Poaceae
Product: derlin-2.2
Exons: 6
Coding region: 263-1012 (249 amino acids)
Biological process (GO): endoplasmic reticulum unfolded protein response
Cellular component (GO): endoplasmic reticulum membrane; Hrd1p ubiquitin ligase ERAD-L complex
Molecular function (GO): ubiquitin-specific protease binding; misfolded protein binding
Source: RefSeq, a predicted model, not a curated record
GCCCACAGGUUCCUCCCCUGGGCGCCCACAGGUCAGUGACACGCUCCCGGCCUUUGCGAAAGGAUUAAGACCACGUCGCCUUCAAUCCUUCUCCGUCCUCCCCGAACGCCCGUCUCGUCCGUUCCCCCCCAUCUGAUCUCCACCCACACCCACCCCGUGUGCUCCGACCGCUCCUCGAUUUGAUCACCGAUUGGGGGCCAAUUAGGGUUUACCAGUGAGCGAGCGAGCGAGAGGAAAGGGGAUUCGCUCUGGUCGGGAGAAGAUGGCGCAGGCGGUGGAGGAGUGGUACCGGCAGAUGCCCAUCAUCACGCGCUCCUAUCUCACCGCCGCCGUCGUCACCACCGUCGGCUGCACCCUCGACAUCAUUUCGCCGUACCACCUGUACCUCAACCCGAAGCUCGUCGUGCAGCACUACGAGAUCUGGCGCCUCGUCACCAACUUCCUCUACUUCCGCAAGAUGGAUUUGGAUUUUCUGUUCCACAUGUUUUUUCUUGCUCGAUACUGCAAACUUCUGGAGGAGAACUCAUUUAGAGGAAGAACUGCCGACUUUUUCUACAUGCUCUUGUUUGGUGCUACUGUCCUAACUGGCAUUGUUCUGAUCGGAGGGAUGAUACCUUACAUUUCUGAGACAUUUGCCAGAAUUCUGUUCUUGAGCAAUUCAUUAACGUUUAUGAUGGUUUAUGUCUGGAGCAAGCACAACCCUUUCAUCCAUAUGAGCUUUCUGGGUCUGUUCACCUUUACGGCUGCUUACUUACCAUGGGUCCUUUUGGGCUUCUCUAUCCUCGUUGGGAGCAGCACAUGGGUGGAUCUCUUGGGUAUGAUUGCUGGACAUGUGUACUACUUCCUGGAAGAUGUAUACCCACGGAUGACUGGCCGGCGCCCCCUGAAGACACCGUCCUUCAUCAAGGCGCUAUUUGCUGAUGACAAUGUUGUGGUGGCACAGCCACCCAAUGCUGGGAUUGGUGCCGGUGCAAGGUUUGGUGCUGUGGGUCUAGAUCCCCAGGCCCAAUGAUGAAUUACUUCCAGUGACCUGAGGCAGUGACUGAUCUGAGAUGCGGCAGUUUGUUUUCUCUGCGCAAAUUGCGGAACUGUACAAGCCAUUGUUCUUGUGUAUUUAUACAGGCUAGAUGAGAGUUAUUGUGCAUAACCAAAAGAUUAGUAGUAACCGAGGCGGCUAAGUUUCUUACCUGUUGCCAGGGUCCGAAGGAAAUGGUUUAUGAUCGGCAAACAGGCCAACCCCGGCCCUGUUGUGGAAACUUGUUGCGACGGUUUAACAUCUGACCUGUUGUUACUAUUUCAUGCAUCAGUGAGUUUAGUCUAGGAAACUCUUUCAACCAGGGUUAAGUCUGAUGCUUUGGCAGCGAGAAUUUGUAUGGAGCGUUGUAAUUGCAGAAUGGUGCAAGGAAUGGCUCUAACAUUGUGGAUGCUUGGAACUUGGAUGGUGUUUCAUUUCCCCUACGAUUCAGUUGUUUCAUCAAUCUGGAUGAUCUGUUCUCCUGAAAA